AUGUCCUUGAGGGACCACUUCAACACCAAAAACGACAUUUUGAAGUUCCCCGUCGAAUCCACCCAUUCUUACUCAUACGCUCAUCUAUCGCCCAAUUCCUUGGCACUACGCUUGAAUGUGUUAAGAAGGUCUCUCCAGAUUCUCCGUGACCGUCCCGCAUUGAUCAGCGCCAUCAACAACAACGUCACUAACGACAAGUUCCAUGAGUUCAAAAAUACCUUCAACUACUCCAUGACUCCGCUUCUGAGACAGGUUCUGUCAGACAGCGCCUCAAUCACCCAAAAGUCUAACUUGCAAACAAACGCCCUGUCAGCAGCAUUGGCGGCAUUAUUCCGUCCGUCCCUACAACGGUCAGAUAGUUUCCCGGUGGAUGAGAUUUAUUCCAAGACCAAAUCCAAGACCCCAAAUACUAAGGUUCCGGAGAACCAGGUUUACUCGGAUGAUAUGACCGAUAUCAUCGAAUUACUUGAGAUGAGUGAUUCCAAUAUAUCUAAAAACAAGGACUUCGCCUCCACCUUGCAUGACUUGUCCUUGAAUCAGGAUAACCACAAACUCAAACAUGCUGCAUUGAAAAGCAAAUUGAUGUACGCAUUAUCCACUCCAUUUGUUGAUACAACCGUAAUGACCACAUCAGGAACUGACAGUGGUGCCAUGUCACCCAUAAUCCACCCGUCAACUUUGGCUCUUAAUCUCCUCAGCAACAACCAAGGCCUUAUGCAACCAAGUACGAGUCCAAACCCUGUGACUGGCCAAGGUCAAUUUGCAUCCAAUCAUUUGGCAAACUCCAAUAGACCGUACCACUCGAUUUCCUCCGGGAAACACGCAUUACCCCAGUCCAUCUUCACGAUCGACUGUGACUCGCCUUGGUCGGUGAAGGCUGCCAAUGACUUGGCAUGUUUGAUGUUUGGAGUGCUGAAAAAUAUGAUCAAGUCGUUGACGUUAAUGGACUUGAUUGCUCCUCAAUUCAGAGAGUUUGUCACCGACAGAAUUACUCGAUGUUUGAGUGGGUUGUAUAAGAUCCAGACGGUGCUUCCAAAUACAGAGAUCAUUUUUGCCGGUGAAAUCGUUGCCAUUAGUCGACCAGGGGAUAAAGGGUAUGCAUGGACAUCGAUUUGGGCCAAAAAGCGUGGGAAUUUGAUCAUAUUUAUGUUUGACCAAAUCCCCUGUGAUGCCUUUGAUGUGGUGAUCCGCCGAGACUUGAACAAUGUCAGCCAGUCGAGUGACUUUGAAGUGGUUUCCAAACGAACCAUCGCUGGUAACUUGGCCUGGUCUGAAAGCUGUCAGUACGCAAACCUUUCAGAUAUCAGUGAGACCAUGGCUGCCUUUAUCAAUGAAUCGCUCCAACAGGAUUUGGAACGGUAUGUGUCCGUGUCGGGAGAAGUCAGUACCACCUUGACCACCACUGAAAGCGAACGGCUCAACUCCAGGAGAUAUUUCACUUUACGCAUCGACAACGAAAACAUUCCGUGUGCAGUUACAUCCAACCCUAUUGAUAUCCACCGCAAUACGUUUGAAAUGAAGCUCAAAAUCCACUCUUUACCCUACAUUGCUGGGAUCUUUGUCAUCGACUCUCAAUCCCUUCGUCUCGUGUCCUGCAACAAUGCCAUUGCCCGAAACCUUUUCGGAUGGUCUUCGAUCGACUUGGUGGGCCAGUCUAUAGACUGUAUUGUCAGCGACUUCAGCCAUAUUUUCCAUUGCGGAUUGAACGAUACGAGCUCCGACUUUUCAGUGGUCCCUGGGCUUGUGCUACCCGACCAUUUCUUCAGAAGAUACAGCUGUGUGUACAAAGCUACCUUAGAUCCUACCUAUGACGCCGCAACCCAAUUUAUCGGUUGUAAAGGUCUCACCGCGAAGCACAUGGAUGGGUCUGAAUUUUUCAUCGAUAUCCAGUUGAGAGUUAGUGCGUUGGAUACUUAUGUUUUAUGGGUAACGUACUCGAGACAAACAUACCAGCCUCGUACAGCUGAAGAUGGCGAUAAUACGAAAUCCAACCCUGAUACGGGCUCAUUGAAUAGCCUUAGGCCCGUUUCCAAACGGGUGCGACUGAUGAGUGGUGAUGAAACACCUAGUGGCUUCACCAGCCUUCCGUCACAGUUGAGCUUAUUUGACAAGGGUCAGGCCCUACUUACCGUCACAGGAGACAUUGUACGGCACAAAAGCACCCGGAACCCUAAGCCCAGUGGCCGAGUGGGUAAGAAAACCAGCCUAGACCCUGGCACCAGAGGAAGUUCCACUCACAGCACUUCGACCCAUGACGACUCGGUGCUCUCAGAAAUGGCUAACUCGUCAGUCAAUACCUGCAUCAGUUCCAUUGUCGAUGAAUAUGAUGAACCCACACCAGAACAGUUCACAACCCUGUCAUCGCCUUUCUUCGGCACCAAAGCCCAACAGGACCAAAUAGCCCAUGAAACAGCGCAAAUCGAGGCAAAUGCCCUUGCUUGUAGCAACUGGCCUCUGGAAAUUGGAGUGAAGAGAAGAAGUAAGAAGAUAGACGAGUUCAAAGUUGUCCGUGACAUGGGAGAAGGUGCGUAUGGGAAAGUCAUCUUGGCCCAGCAUAAUACCGACAAGGCGUACGAGAUCAUCAUCAAAUGUAUUGACAAGGAGAAGAUCUUGGUCGAUACGUGGGUGCGAGACCGUAAGUUGGGUACUAUUCCCUCCGAGAUCCAGAUCAUGGCCACUCUCAUGAGUGAGUUGCACCCAAGCAUCAUGAGAAUCGUUGAUUUUUUCGAGGACGAACAAUAUUACUACCUCGAAACCCCCAUCUUUGGCAACCCUCCUGGCAUCGAUUUGUUUGACUACAUAGAGAUCCGCAAAGACAUGACCGAGGUGGAGUGCCAGUUCAUCUUCAAGCAGAUCGCCCUGGCAGUAUUCCAUCUCCACAAGCACGGCAUUGUCCACCGGGAUAUCAAGGAUGAAAAUGUGAUUGUGGACGAAAGAGGUAUCAUCAAGUUGAUCGACUUUGGCAGUGCUGGGUACACAAAACUGGGCCCUUUUGAUGUGUUUGUAGGAACCAUCGACUACGCAUCGCCAGAAGUGUUGCGCGGUGAAAAGUACGACGGCAAGCCCCAAGAUAUAUGGGCACUUGGGAUCCUUUUGUACACAAUACUUUACAAAGAAAACCCAUUCUAUAACGUCGAUGAAAUCAUGGAAGGUGAUCUCCGAUUACCUGGUAUAGUUAGUGAUGGAGCCAUCAAUUUGAUCAAGAAGAUCUUGGUGAGACCCAUCGACAGUCGCCCCACCAUCACCGAUGUUCUUGAGGACGAUUGGUUACAAUGAGACACGAAGAUAGACACAUGUGGCAAAAGUAUAUGAUAUAUAGUAUAUGAUACAGUAUUAUAUAGCUGCAAAAAGAGUUGGCGGUAAGCAGCGGCCAUCGACGGGUGGUGGCGGCGCGCAGCCAUCCAUCAUU
Molecule: messenger RNA, 3409 nt
Organism: Yamadazyma tenuis ATCC 10573
Lineage: Eukaryota; Fungi; Ascomycota; Pichiomycetes; Serinales; Debaryomycetaceae
Source: RefSeq, a predicted model, not a curated record